CUUAUCAUAGAUUAAAUAAGAUUACAUUGCCAGCGUAAUAGAUGGUUAGGAUCUCACACACGUGUGCAAGUGUAUAGGCUCACUGGACAUGGUGGGCUGGAGCGUAAAAAUAGAGCUCUGCAACCCUCAGUCCUCUUUUCUCAACAUGGCUUCUUCUUCUUCUUCUUCUUCUUCUUCAAAAACACCGGCCCCUACCUUAUCAUGUCCUUGAGCCCUACCGUCCUUAAAUACACCCUCUCUCCAAACCCUAGAAACCCUAGAAAUUCUCUCUCAUCCUCUCCCAAAACCGCCACCGCCAUGAAGGAUCUCCCGGCGCGCCACGGCUCUUACUGCGUCCCACAGCGCCGGCUCUCCUCCGUCGUCGUCGCGGCUUCCUCCGCCGCCGCCGUGCCUUCCACCGGUGGCGCCUCGCCGACCCGGUCUGUUGACUUCGACUGGCCUGAUCAACGGGAUGGCCCUGCGUCGGAGCCUCGGAAUGAUCCGUACCCUAUGCUGUUGGAUCAACAGAGCUUGCAGUAUAGCCGAUGGGGGUCUGAUGGUUACUCGGACGACGAUUCUGAUCAUGAAAUGGAGCCUUCAAUGAGCAAGCCUUUUCAGGGUGCAUCCACACUUGAGAACGUUGAUGAGUGGAAGUGGAAGUUAAACGUGCUUAUUCGCAAAAAUGAUGAGCAAGAGAUAGUGUCAAGGGAGAGAAAAGAUAGGCGUGAUUUUGAUAAUCUCGCAGCAUUGGCCACUAAAAUGGGUUUGUAUAGUCAUCACUAUGGAAGGGUUGUUGUUAUUAGUAAGGUCCCACUGCCAAACUACAGAUCUGACCUGGAUGAAAAGCGUCCUCAAAGAGAGGUAAGCAUCCCUGCCAGUUUGUACCGAAGAGUGGAUGAUUUACUUGAAGAACACCUUUCACGAAGGCCUCUUAAUAGGGAAAGUCUUCCGGAUGCCACCUUUUCAAGAUCAAGCAGCAAUGGCAGUAUUGGUGCUGAUGAAGGGCUCUUUGAGCCUCCUGAACCUUAUAGUGUUGUCAUGGAGAAACUUCAACGGCGAAAAAGUUUGCAGCUGCGCGAUCAACAGAUAGAUUGGCAGGAAUCUCCGGAAGGACAAAAAAUGCAAGAAUUUCGCAGAAGUCUGCCUUCUUACAAAGAAAGGGGUGCACUAUUAACAGCCAUUUCACAAAAUCAGGUUGUUGUCAUCUCAGGUGAAACUGGUUGUGGUAAGACAACACAGAUUCCUCAGUAUAUCUUAGAAUCUGAAAUAGAAGCCGUCCGUGGAGCAGUGUGUAGUAUCAUUUGUACUCAACCUAGGCGAAUAUCUGCUAUGGCUGUCUCUGAAAGAGUUGCUGCUGAGAGAGGGGAGAAGUUGGGAGAAUCUGUUGGUUAUAAAGUUCGCCUCGAGGGUGUAAAAGGCAGGGAUACUCGCCUUCUCUUUUGCACCACUGGUGUUUUGUUGAGGAGAUUACUGGUUGAUAGGAAUCUGAAAGGUGUAACUCAUGUUAUUGUGGAUGAAAUCCACGAGCGUGGGAUGAAUGAAGAUUUCUUGCUUAUCGUCCUAAAAGAACUCCUUCCUCGACGGCCCGAACUGAGGCUUGUUUUGAUGAGUGCAACCCUCAAUGCUGAGCUGUUCUCAUCCUACUUUGGUGGAGCUCCAAUGAUACAUAUCCAAGGUUUCACAUAUCCGGUUCAAACUCAUUUUCUGGAGGAUGUUCUGGAAAUUACUGGCUAUAGGUUGACUCCAUACAAUCAAACUGAUGAUUACGGGCAAGAAAAGUCCUGGAAAAUGCAGAAACAAGCUCUCAGAAAGAGAAAGAGCCAAAUUGCUUCUGUUGUUGAGGAUGCACUGGAGGCUGCUGAUUUGAAGGGGUAUAAACAGAAUACUCGGGAGUCUUUGUCCUGUUGGAAUCCUGAUUCCAUUGGUUUUAACCUCAUAGAAGAUGUUUUGUGCCAUAUAUGUAAACAAGAAAGACCUGGUGCUAUUUUGGUAUUUAUGACUGGGUGGGAUGACAUAAGUGCUCUGAAGGAUCAGCUCCAGGCCAAUCCUCUUUUAGGAGAUCCAAGAAAAGUCUUGUUGCUUGCAUGUCAUGGUUCUAUGGCCAGCUCAGAGCAGAGGUUAAUAUUUGAUAAGCCUGAAGAUGGAGUGCGAAAGAUAGUGCUUGCUACCAACAUCGCUGAGACAAGUAUUACUAUUAAUGAUGUGGUUUUUGUCAUUGAUUGCGGAAAGGCAAAAGAGACAUCAUAUGAUGCAUUAAACAAUACCCCUUGUCUGCUUCCUUCAUGGAUCUCUAAGGCUUCUGCUCGACAAAGACAAGGAAGAGCUGGCCGUGUUCGAGCUGGUGAAUGUUACCGUCUCUAUCCCAGAUGUGUUUAUGAUGCAUUCGCGGAAUUCCAACUGCCAGAACUUUUAAGGACACCUUUACAAUCACUUUGCCUGCAAAUUAAGAGUCUACAGCUUGGAAGCAUUUCUGAGUUCUUAUCCAGGGCUUUGCAAUCACCAGAACCAUUAUCAGUUCAAAAUGCUGUUGAGUAUCUGAAAAUAAUUGGGGCUCUGGAUGAGAAGGAAAAUUUGACUGUGCUAGGACGCCUCUUGUCAACACUUCCAGUGGAGCCCAAACUUGGAAAGAUGCUCAUAUUAGGGGCUAUAUUCAAUUGCCUUGAUCCAGUAUUAACUGUUGUUUCUGGUUUGAGUGUGAGAGAUCCAUUUUUAAUGCCAUUAGACAAGAAGGAUCUUGCAGAAUCUGCAAAAUCGCAGUUUUCCGCCCAAGACUAUAGCGACCAUCUUGCGCUGGUCCGAGCCUAUGAGGGUUGGAAAGAAGCUGAAAGGGAGCAAAAUGGAUAUGAUUUCUGCUGGAAGAAUUUCCUCUCCCUGCAAACAUUGAAAGCUAUGGAUUCACUUCGGAAGCAAUUCCUUACUCUGCUCGCGGACACUGGUCUGGUCGAUGACUUCUCUGGCACACACAAUAUGUGGAGCCAUGAUGAACACUUAAUCCGAGCAAUCAUAUGUGCCGGUCUGUAUCCUGGAAUUUCAUCAGUUGUGAAAAAGGAGAAGCCAAUAUCAUUAAAGACAAUGGAGGAUGGUCAGGUCAUGCUUUGCUCUAACUCGGUCAACGCUCGAGAACAAAGAAUUCCAUAUCCGUGGUUAGUUUUCAAUGAGAAGGUGAAAGUGAAUUCUGUGUUCCUUCGAGAUUCAACAGGAGUAUCUGAUUCUGUACUACUACUAUUUGGGGGAGGCAUUUCGCGAGGGGCAUUCGAUGGACAUUUAAAAAUGUUAGGGGGAUAUUUGGAGUUCUUUAUGAGACCGGCUGUAGCUGACAUGUAUCUGAAACUGAAGAGAGAGCUUGAGGAAAUAAUACAAAACAAACUUCUAAAUCCCAAAAUGGACAUCCACGUCAACGAACAGCUCCUGUCUGCCAUGCGUUUGCUUGUUUCAGAGGACCCAUGUGAUGGCAGGUUUGUCUUCGGGCGGCAAGUGCUAAUAAACCGGCAGGUGCGGAGCCGCCCAGAACUAAACCGCCCGGAACUAGGCCAGCCAGAGCUAAGACCCAUGAAACCAUUUGUGAAGUUCUCGAAAAAUGGUGAUGGAAGUGGCGAUGGUCCCGGGGGUGACAACUCCAAGAGCCAGUUGCAAACGCUGCUCACGAGAGCUGGGCAUGAAACACCAAGGUACAACACGAAACAGCUUAUGAACAACCAAUUCCGGACAACGGUCGAGUUCAAUGGGAUGCAGUUCAUUGGGCAACCAUGCCACAACAAGAAGCUCGCUGAGAAGGAUGCAGCAUCUGCUGCACUGCAGUGGCUAACUGGUGGGACCACGCCACGUCAUGAGGACAUAGACAAUAUGUCUAUGAUGCUGAAGAAAAGCAAGAACAAACAGCACAGGAGGUUCUAAAAGCCCAUAUAUAUGUCGGUGCUCAACAGCAACAGGUGAAUUUUAGGAUCAAGCAUUCUUUUGAUGACCGGAAGAAGACUCCAUGCAAAAUUUGUGAAGUGGGUCUGAUCUUUUUGAAGCUGAUGUUAAAGCUUGCCCGACCAUUUGCAGCGUCGGGAAUCCAACUAUCUCAAUAUACAUCUUGUCUUCUUCCAGCCCACCAUAUUGGAGGGUAGAUGCAGCAUGCAUUGCCAACUGAGACUGCAAUUGGGCUCUGAAAUUGGGAAAUGAAAGAUUGCAUCCAUUCUCAGUAUACAAAAAGACUUGACUCGAAUAGGCAUGUGAGGAGACAAAGCAUCACUUGUAUAUUACCAUUGCUGUUAAUAACAUGAUUGUAGGCAGGACUUGUACUUUAAUUCAAUGUGGUUAAAUGAAAUCAUAGUCUAAAUAUAACCA
Magnolia sinica is the source of this 4308-nucleotide messenger RNA. Its product is annotated as DExH-box ATP-dependent RNA helicase DExH5, mitochondrial-like. NCBI's taxonomy places the organism in Eukaryota, Viridiplantae, Streptophyta, Magnoliopsida, Magnoliales, Magnoliaceae. Gene Ontology annotation, cellular component: nucleus; intracellular anatomical structure. The record is from RefSeq and is a predicted model, not a curated record. The coding region runs from base 202 to 3873 and encodes 1223 amino acids. The transcript is spliced from 19 exons. Gene Ontology annotation, molecular function: ATP binding; RNA binding.